Messenger RNA from Haemonchus placei, 807 nucleotides. NCBI's taxonomy places the organism in Eukaryota, Metazoa, Nematoda, Chromadorea, Rhabditida, Trichostrongylidae. The record is from the annotation of a GenBank genome assembly.
AUGAAGAAGACUGCGUCAGAGUUCGAUGAAAUACCCAAAGAAGAGUCAAAGAGACGCCUGGAAGUUCUAGCUAAAGGAAUGGAUGUCAAUGAAGAUGGAUUCGUGGAUGAGACGGAGUUGACGAACUGGGUGGAGAGAUCGAUGGUGGCGUUGGACAACGAGGAAGUCAUUGAUCGGAUGGGCGAGAUGGAUAUGAACGGAGAUAAACUGGUUUCAUGGGAUGAAUACAUGGCGGACUCGUUUCCCGACCAAGAUGUGAAGAAUCUUGACGCUGACGAUAGGAAAUUGAUGGAGGAGGACAAGUUGUAUUUCAAAGCCGCUGAUUUGAAUGGAGAUGGCAAGUUGAACCAGGACGAAUUGAGUGCCUUCUUGAACCCGGAAAAUUACAAACAUAUGCACAAGGUUUUAGUAGAGGUUACAAUGAAGGAGAAGGACGCAAAUAAGGAUGGUGCGAUCGAUUUGAAAGAGUUCCUGGGUGAAAUGGCUGAUAACGAACAUAGCGAUUGGCAUACUGUAGAAAAAGACAGGUUCCUGGCAGAGUAUGACUCUGAUGGUGACGGUGUGCUGCGUGGUGAUGAAGUGCGUCGUUGGUUGAUCCCGGACGUGAAGGCAGUCGCAAAACAGGAGGCAACUCAUCUUAUCAACGGUGCCGAUAAAGACAAGGCAAACAGCUACCUGAAAGAUGGUCGUUUUCAGGAUGGAAAGCUUUCGAUUGCGGAGAUCGUUGACGCCUACGAGCUUUUCGUUGGCUCAGAAGCAACCAACUACGGUGAAGAUCUGCACAAAGUUCCGCACACCGAGCUCUGA